AUGAACAAGAAAAUGUAUUUCGAACAGUUACCAAAUGAAUUGAUCUAUGAAAUCUUCAAUUAUCUCGAUAUAUUUAGUCUCUAUCGAAUAUUUUCUCAUUUGAAUAUUCGUUUAAAUACAAUAUUAAAUCAUUUAACANCGGAUAAAAUGAACAAGAAAAUGUAUUUCGAACAGUUACCAAAUGAAUUGAUCUAUGAAAUCUUCAAUUAUCUCGAUAUAUUUAGUCUCUAUCGAAUAUUUUCUCAUUUGAAUAUUCGUUUAAAUACAAUAUUAAAUCAUUUAACAAAUAUUUCUUUUCAAAUCAAUUCUAGUGAAGAUACAAAUGAUCCAUUAAUUCAUCGAUUUGCUCAACAAAUAAUAUCAUUACAUAUUUUUCAUUCGAAUUGUAUUGAUUUUAUUUUAUUUUCUCAUAUUCGAUCAUUAAAUAUUCGAGAUUAUUUAUCCGAACGACAAUUAACACAAAUUCGCUAUGAAAAUUUUCCAAAAUUAGUUUAUCUAAAUAUGCCAUUCAUUAACGAAUCUGAUGAAUCUUACAAAUUCUUUCAGAGAAUAUUUUCCAAUGAAUUUCCACAUCUAAAUAAAUGUAUCUUUGGUGAUAUUUCAUCACCUAAUUCUAAAUCUUCUUGGUCAAUUUCACCAUCGAUACGAUCUUUAAUUUCAACAGGAUUUUGUCUUUCGACUUAUAUUCAUAUUCUUCAUUCUUGUCCAAAUUUAACGUAUUUACAUUGGUCAAUUGUUCGAUACUCAGAUGAUGAACAUUUUCCUCGAAAACAUUUUCAUCUUCAACAUCUUUAUCUUCGCACAAUUAAUCUGGAAACCAUUCGUUUCGUUCUCGAUUGUGUUCCUAAUCUGAAACGACUCUUUCUUGUCUCUGAUUGGUCACGUGGGAAUAAUUGUUCAUCAUUGAAUUUCGAAAAAUUAGCAGAAAUCUUUGAACAAUAUGUUCCCAAUUUAUGUCAUUUUGAUUGUAAUACAAUGGAACGAAAUCCAAUGGAAACUAAAAUGAUCCGUAAUUUUCAUCGUUCUUUUCAACGAAUUCAAUCCGAAGUGAUUCUCGAUGGUCGAACGAGAUUUUUCACAUUUUGUCCAAUGAGAAAUAGUCCAUAG
Adineta ricciae is the source of this 1107-nucleotide messenger RNA. Lineage: Eukaryota; Metazoa; Rotifera; Eurotatoria; Adinetida; Adinetidae. The record is from the annotation of a GenBank genome assembly.